AUGAUAGCUGAGAUUUGGGCAAAGAGAGCUAGGAACCCCGCGGAAAACAACAACGAUAUCGAGCUGGGAAACCUGCCCCCGAGGACGACGCCCACGAACAUGCCGAACGAAGACGAGAACGGAGACAGGGGCAUCAUCGAGCUGAGAGACCCGCCCCAGACGACGACAACCCGUACGGAAAUCCAGAACCAAGAUGCGAAUGGAGACUUGGGCACCGGAGAUCUAAGUGACAGAGAUGUGCUCGAAUUCUCCUCGGAACAGCACAGAGACGACAGCGCACGCGGCUGGAGUCCACUAGACGCCUAAAACGUUCGGUGGUGAUUCCGGCAAAGUGGGACCGAUCCGGGGAACGGACAUCGGUGACCCACCGGCCCACUGAUCAGCGGUCUGGCCAAGAGCCGCACGGAUUGUCCGCAAGUGUUUCUAUUCUGGGCCGAAGCCCAAACGCUGAUCCCUUUCCACAUUUUUCGGCUGUCAAAUCAUCGCAUCAAAAGAAAGUCCGGAAUCACACGUGCGACUGGGUUGCACAGCAUGCAUAGGGCACAGAAACCCCAACUUAUCCAUGCAUAAUAUCCCGCGACCGCUAUGGAGAGAAGUCAUCUUACAAAAAUCUGGAAAACAUAUAUCGCGGAAUCGAAGCAAGGGUAUAACAUCUGUUAUGAUUUACACAGCGUGGGAUAUCGGUGGACGCCUCUUUUCGCCGGAACACUGGUCCCGAGCAUUGUGGCUUU
Molecule: messenger RNA, 731 nt
Organism: Neurospora tetraspora
Lineage: Eukaryota; Fungi; Ascomycota; Sordariomycetes; Sordariales; Sordariaceae
Exons: 2
Coding region: 1-306 (101 amino acids)
Source: RefSeq, a predicted model, not a curated record